AAACAGCUCCAAAAAUCAAGGGGAGUAGUUAAAUUUGCUGUUUCCACCUGAAUUCCGGGUUGGGCAGUGGAUGAGGGAAGUACGGGGGUGCUGCAGAAUUUGUGGGCUGCCAAUCGGAAUUUGCAAGCUCAGGCGGAAGGAUACUAGGGGCUCUAUGGGCCUGUGUUGCAAAUUCUUGGUGGUUGCGGGACAAUACUUGUGCUCGCCACCACACCAGCUUGUACUGCAUUUAUGGGACUCACCACAUCACCAAGUGAUACUGCAGUGCUGGUAUGUGAAAGACCAGGAUGUACUAGGCCACUAGUGCUCACCAAUUCACCAAAAGGUAGCGUGGCACUAGUACUGGCACUCUGCUGCAUAUGAGGAGACAUC
Molecule: messenger RNA, 372 nt
Organism: Staurois parvus
Lineage: Eukaryota; Metazoa; Chordata; Amphibia; Anura; Ranidae
Source: the annotation of a GenBank genome assembly